Molecule: messenger RNA, 2220 nt
Organism: Cinclus cinclus
Lineage: Eukaryota; Metazoa; Chordata; Aves; Passeriformes; Cinclidae
Product: cytochrome P450 2J2-like
Exons: 9
Coding region: 751-2220 (489 amino acids)
Biological process (GO): arachidonate metabolic process; xenobiotic metabolic process
Cellular component (GO): cytoplasm; intracellular membrane-bounded organelle
Molecular function (GO): iron ion binding; heme binding; oxidoreductase activity, acting on paired donors, with incorporation or reduction of molecular oxygen, reduced flavin or flavoprotein as one donor, and incorporation of one atom of oxygen
Source: RefSeq, a predicted model, not a curated record
UUUCAUCUCCAAAAUUUGCACCAGAAGAUUUUAAAACUUAGCAUAAAAUUUAAAUUUUUUAAAAAGAAAAGUUAGAAAACAUCAUAUAAUCUGAUAGGAAAAUAAUCUCUCACUGGCAUUCACAUAGUAUCAUAACCUAGGAUAAGAUAAAAAAUGAUGAAGAUACUCUUCAAAAUAAGAAAAAAAAAAGGUAACUUAAAGACAAUAAUUUAGUUUUAUGCUGCAUUAAUUCAAUCUUUUACACUUAAAAUAUUAUGUAGAUGUUUCUUCUUCCAUAAAGAAAUCACACAAUAAUUGUAGUAUUUCAGAAUGACAAUAACUAAUGCAUUUCAAUGUUUAACUACGUGAAACUGCCUGGGGUGUUACCAUUAUGCAAUACUCUUGAAAACAUCAGAUAACUAUUCAAUAAUUGGCACUUUGACCCACUAUCAAGACUAAGGAAAUUAAAUUCUAAGUGAAAAAAGACAGAUCACAAUUACAGAUUAUAAAAAAUGAGUGGGUGUGGCUUGGCUAACCACAAAGGAUCACAUAGUUUGGUUUUCUAAGGACCUUAGCUUGGGAAAACUGUAGAUGUCAGAGAGAGACUGCUACAGGAGGCAUAUCCUUAGAAAGAGUUUGGAUUCAGUAGAAGAAACACAUCUCCACAAAUCCAAAUUUUCAGAAGAAGUCAUACACAAAUAAAAAGAAAAAAUUAAAAAAAGACAAGACCAAGAUAGCCAAAAUCCAGUGAGAAGUUAAAAUUUUGAUAAAAUGUUGGUGAUUACUGAGAUAUUUAUAGCUCUAGUAGUGUGUCUCCUGAUUUUGCAGUUCCUCAAGCUGCAAUGGAUGCGAACCCAGCUUCCUCCAGGACCAGUUCCCCUCCCCAUCAUUGGAAAUUUGUGGCUGCUGGACUUCAAACUUCGCCGAGAAACGCUCAGUAAGUUAACCAACAUCUAUGGAAACAUCUACACACUGUGGAUGGGACAGACACCUCUGGUUGUGCUGAAUGGAUACAAAGCAGUAAAAGAUGGCAUUGUCACCCACUCAGAAGAAGUUUCUGGAAGACCUCUCACCCCUUUCUACAGAGACAUGAUGGGAGAGAAAGGUAUUUUCCUGACAAAUGGCCACACCUGGAAGCAGCAGAGACGCUUUGGCAUGACAGUUAUAAGAAGUCUGGCACUUGGUAAGAACAAUUUGGAGCAUCAAAUUCAAACAGAGGCCUGUCAUCUUGUGGAUAUCUUCGCAAAUACAAAAGGCAAACCUUUUGACCCCCACACUUCCAUCGUCCGUGCAAUUGCAAAUAUCAUUUGUGCUGUUGUUUUCGGUCACUGCUUCUCCAGUGAGGAUGAAUCUUUCAGUAAACUCAUCAAAGCUAUUUAUUUUGUGAUCUACUUUCAAGGUACUAUCUGGGGCAGGCUGUACGAUGCUUUCCCAUGGCUCAUGCACCAUCUGCCAGGGCCUCAUCAGGAGGUGUUUGCAUACAAUGACUUCAUGCACAGAUUAGUCAUGAAAGAGGUCCAGGCUCAUGAGAGAUACAACACAGGUGAUCCACAGGAUCUCAUUGACUUCUACCUGGCUCAAAUAACAAAAACCAAGGACGACCCUACUUCUACAUUCAAUAAAGAAAAUAUGGUUCAGACUGUGGUUGACCUUUUGCUUGGAGGGACAGAAACAACAAGCACCACACUUCUCUGGGCACUGCUCUACAUGGUACAAUACCCAGAAAUACAAGACAAAGUUCAAAGAGAGAUAGAGGCUGCUCUGGAACCCUCCCAUGUCAUCAGCUAUGAAGACCGUAAGAAGCUGCCCUACACAAACGCUGUGAUUCAUGAGGCUUUGCGCUACAGCAACGUCACCUCUGUUGGGGUCCCUCGACAGUGCCUGAAGAGCACAACUCUGCUGGGUUUCCACAUUAAAAAGGGCACGCUUGUGUUGCCAAAUCUGCACUCUGUGGUGUAUGACACUGAGCACUGGGCAACCCCUUGGAAGUUUAACCCAGAUCAUUUCCUAGAUUUGGAUGGCAACUUUGUGAACAAAGAGGCAUUCUUACCUUUCUCAGCAGGGCACCGUGUAUGUUUGGGGGAACAGAUGGCACGAGUUGAACUGUUCAUCUUCUUUACCAACCUCCUUCGGGCAUUUACAUUCCAGCUCCCUGAGGGAGUAAAGGAAAUCAAUCUGGAGUACAUUUUGGGUGCAAUACUGCAGCCACAUCCAUACAAACUUUGUGCUAUUCCACGCUAG